Messenger RNA from Diospyros lotus (date-plum), 2276 nucleotides. RefSeq names its product phosphoglucomutase, cytoplasmic. The record is from RefSeq and is a predicted model, not a curated record. The transcript is spliced from 18 exons. Gene Ontology annotation, cellular component: cytosol. Gene Ontology annotation, biological process: carbohydrate metabolic process. Gene Ontology annotation, molecular function: phosphoglucomutase activity; magnesium ion binding. Lineage: Eukaryota; Viridiplantae; Streptophyta; Magnoliopsida; Ericales; Ebenaceae. The coding region runs from base 280 to 2031 and encodes 583 amino acids.
UCACAUGUUCUCUCUCUCUAGCUCUAUCGUCUCUUAUACAACUUCUGUUUGCGUUUUUCUCUCACUCACUCACUCUCAAAAAGCGCGCUCCAUCUCCUUUCCCGACGACGCGUGGCCUUACUGUGAUUCCACGUUUCUCUCCCUACAUCUUUAUAUAUACAGACGCACUAUUAUUCUCUCUCUCUCCCUCUUACUUUCCUUCUAUCAUCUCCGAUCUCCGAUUCAAGAUUCAAUUCGAUCGUUUGGUUUGCAGUUCAGGAAAAAAAAAAGAGGAACGAAAUGGUGGUGUUCAAGGUUGCUCUUGUCGAAACCAAGCCCUACGAGGGCCAAAAACCAGGCACCUCUGGUCUCAGGAAGAAGGUGAAAGUGUUCAUGCAACCUCAUUACUUGCAUAAUUUUGUCCAGUCAACAUUCAAUGCCCUCUCAGCAGAAAAAGUGAAAGGUGCUACACUUGUUGUUUCUGGUGAUGGUCGCUAUUUUUCAAAGGAUGCAGUCCAGAUUAUAAUUAAGAUGGCAGCUGCAAAUGGAGUAAGACGUAUUUGGGUUGGUCAAAAUAGUUUGCUGUCCACUCCUGCUGUAUCAGCUGUUAUACGUGAAAGAGUCGGGCAUGAUGGAUCUAAGGCAACAGGAGCAUUUAUAUUGACUGCAAGUCACAAUCCAGGUGGCCCCCAUGAGGACUUUGGAAUUAAAUACAACAUGGAAAAUGGUGGACCUGCACCAGAAGGAGUUACUGACAAGAUCUUUGAGAACACAAAAACAAUAAAGGAGUAUUUAAUUGCUGAGGACUUACCAGAUGUGGAUAUCUCUGCAACAGGCAUAACAAGCUUUUCAGGACCUGAGGGCCAGUUUCAUGUUGACGUUUUUGAUUCAGCUAGUGAUUAUGUGAAAUUGAUGAAGUCAAUAUUUGAUUUCCAAUCUAUCCAAAAGUUGCUUUCAUCUCCAAAAUUCACAUUUUGUUAUGAUGCACUUCAUGGUGUUGCUGGAGCUUAUGCUAAGCGUAUCUUUGUGGAGGAGCUUGGUGCAAAAGAAAGCUCAUUAUUGAACUGUGUACCAAAGGAGGACUUUGGAGGAGGGCAUCCAGAUCCCAAUCUAACCUAUGCAAAGGAGUUGGUUGAGCGUAUGGGGUUGGGCAAGUCAAAUUCCCAGGAUGAACCACCAGAAUUUGGGGCUGCUGCUGAUGGUGAUGCUGAUCGUAACAUGAUUCUUGGUAGAAGGUUUUUUGUUACUCCAUCCGAUUCAGUUGCUAUUAUUGCUGCAAAUGCCGUUGCAUCAAUACCGUACUUUUCUGGUGGUCUAAAGGGAGUCGCCAGGAGCAUGCCUACAUCAGCUGCUCUUGAUGUGGUAGCAAAGCAUUUAAGUUUGAAAUUCUUUGAGGUGCCUACUGGGUGGAAAUUCUUUGGUAACCUGAUGGAUGCUGGGUUAUGUUCAAUCUGUGGUGAAGAAAGUUUUGGAACUGGCUCAGACCAUAUUCGUGAAAAAGAUGGAAUCUGGGCUGUAUUAGCUUGGCUUUCUAUCCUUGCUUACAAAAACAAGGAUAACCUCAGUGGGGAUAAGCUUGUGAGUGUUGAAGACAUUGUCCGCCAGCAUUGGGCUUCCUAUGGUCGCCACUAUUAUACUCGAUAUGAUUAUGAGAGUGUUGAUGCAGGUGCAGCAAAAGAACUGAUGGCAUAUUUGGUCAAGCUGCAGUCUGAUCUUUCUGAAGUUAACAAGACCAUAAAAGGGAUACGCUCAGAUGUGUCCAAUGUGAUCAAUGCUGAUGAGUUUGAAUACAAAGACCCUGUCGAUGGUUCCAUCUCAAAGCAUCAGGGUAUUCGAUAUCUGUUUGAAGAUGGGUCACGAUUGGUUUUCCGCCUAUCUGGAACUGGGUCAGAAGGAGCAACCAUUCGUCUUUACAUCGAGCAAUACGAGAAGGAUCCAUCAAAAACUGGGAGAGAUUCGCAAGAAGCACUUGCUCCUCUUGUGGAGGUUGGUCUCAAGCUAUCUAAGAUGCAGGAAUUCACUGGCCGAUCUGCCCCGACGGUUAUUACAUAGAUUAAUUAGUUCAUACUACUACAAAGAGCAUCAGGCUGUUUUCCACAUUCCAAGAACUAUUACCAUACUAAGGCUGCCCUAUAUAAUGCGCUUUAUAAGUUUUUCGCCAUGUUGGUGUUGUGGCGUUGCCUUGCCUCCAUAAUAAUACGGGCUACUCGGCUAGACUCUUUGGUAAGCAAAUUUUGUUCAGACUAAUUUGAAUGUGAUUCCAUCUCUUUAUUUAUAAGGUUGGCCCAUUUGAUGAA